AACUCAUGUGACUAUGAUCUAUGGAUGACACUACAGUCCCCUUUUCAUGCUGGUGCACCAGGAAGUAAAAUAAUUGUGACAACACGUGAUGCAGGAGUUGCAAAAAUAGUGAGAGCCAUUGAUGUUCACAAUUUGGACUAUAUAUCAAAUGAUGAUUGUUGGAAAGUAUUCAAGCAACAUGCACUCUUGGAUGUUAGUAAUUGCGGACCACAGAACUUUGAGGUAUUUCGGGGGCAAAUUGUUGCCAAAUGCGGUGGAUUACCUUUGGCUGCAAGAACUCUUGGUGGUCUUUUAGGUUGUAAAGAAAUACAUGAAUGGGGAGAAAUACUUGAAAACAAGCUGUGGAGUCUAUCUGAUAAUAGUAACAUUCUCCCUGUGUUAAAUUUGAGCUAUCAUUAUCUCCCUUCAGAUUUGAAAAGGUGUUUUGCUUAUUGCUCGAUACUUCCACAAGAUUAUGAAUUUGAGGAAAUGCAGUUGAUCCUCCUAUGGAUGGCAGAGGAUUUAAUUCCACAACCGAAAGACAACAAACAAUUGGAAGAUUUAGGUGCUGAUUAUUUUCGGGAGUUGUUAUCUAGAUCAUUCUUUCAAAAUUCAAGCAAAAGCAAUGCACGAUAUGUAAUGCAUGAUCUCAUUAGUGAUUUGGCAAGAAAGAUCACAGGAGCGAUAUGUUUUAGAUUGGAGGACGCACAGAAUAGUUACAGGCAAAUUAGAUCUUCUCCGAAGGCUCGUCAAUUGUCUUACAUUUCUGGCAUAUCUGAUGGUGUUCAAAAAUUCGAAGCCUUUGAUCAAGUCAAACAUCUGCGGACUUUUCUACCAUUUACUGUUUCAACACUGCCAGGUUUUCGACAUUGUUUGACUCGUAAGAUCACUCAUGAUCUAGUGCCAAAACUGCCAUACCUAAGGGUGUUAUCUUUUAAUGGCUAUGGAAUCACAGCUCUGCCAAAAUCGAUAGGGGAGUUGAAGUCUUUACGGUAUCUUGAUGUUUCUCAUGCAGUAAUAAAGGAUUUUCCUGAAUCUGCCAGUACUCUUUACAACUUACAAACAUUGAUAGUAAAUGAUUGUAAUUUUUUGAGAACACUACCUACAAACAUGAGGAAUCUAAUCAGUUUGCGUCAUCUUCACAAUUCGAAACUAUAUUUGUUGGAAAGAAUGCCUGGCCAACUUGGUAGUCUGACAAAUCUGCAAACAUUGAAUAAUUUUCUGGUGGCCGAAAGUGGAGAUUCAGGGAUAAGUCAGAUCGGUCCCCUAUUGCAUCUCCGGGGGACAUUGCAUCUUUCAAGAUUGGAGAAUGUGAAUGAUGCGGAGGAUGCAAAGAUGGCCAAUUGUAUUAAGAAGGACGAGCUUGAUGAGUUGGUACUCGAAUGGAGUGAAAACAGAGAAAUGAGACUAGAUGUGCUUGACAUGUUGCAACCUCACAAAAACCUCAAAAUGCUCACAGUAAGGGGUUUCAGGGGAUUGCAAUUUUCAGCAUGGAUUGGAGAUUCUUUAUUCUCUAAAAUGGUGGUGGUGAGGUUAGAAAAUUGUAGAAACGGCCAGCUCUUGCCACCACUUGGGCAAUUGUGUUCUCUGAAAGAGCUAUAUAUAAGAAAAAUGCCUGGAGUGGUAAAUGUAGGGCAGGAGUUUUAUGGGGAGGGUAGCUUGCCUUUCCCUCGAUUAGAAAUUCUGGAAUUUGAGCGGAUGGACCUUUGGAAGGAGUGGUUUUCCUAUCAACAAGAUCAGGGACUUGAAACUUUCCCUUGCUUGAAAAUGCUUUCCAUCAAAAGCUGCUGGAAACUGCAGGGUCGGUUACCUGAGAACCUUCAUUUACUGUCCACGCUUGUGAUUCAUCAAUGUGAGCAGCUAGUGGUUUCAAUCACAAAUUAUACAAGCCUUUGUGAAUUGAAAAUAAAUAAUUGCAGACAGGUGAUCCAUAGAAGUGCUGCUCAGUUUGAGUCGCUAGAGGCCCUAGAGCUUUCAAGUGUUUCAGAGUUCGUACUCCAAGCAGAGGAAUUUGUGAAAGGGUUGACAAAAACUAAAGAUCUGAAGAUUACAGUUUCUAAGAAGCCGACAUUUUUAAGGGAGAAUGAGGAUAGAUUACAGGAAAACCUGAUUUCUGUUCCUCAUUUCUUCAUUGGAAGCAACUCCCACCUUUUUUUGUUUCAUUACUUAUCAUCACUUCAGAAACUUCACAUAUACGACUGCCCUAGUAUAAUUUCUUUUGAAGAGGUUUGUUUUCCACCUUUUCUUGCAGAAAUAGAGAUUAUGCGUUGCCAUUCUCUUGUGUAUUUCGCAAGAUACCAGAUUUCCCCACAACUGAGAAGAUUAAGUAUCUGGGUUUGCAAAAAUUUUAAAUCAGUAGUAGAGAUUGAAGUAGGAAGUACUCAGACUUCAUCUUGUUGGUCUUCCUCAUCUUCUGCUUCUACUCCUUGUAUGAUGCAAAAGGAGACAACUAGUCUCGAGGACUUGGAAAUAAUUAGUUGUCCCUCUAUGACGUCCUUAGGCUACCUACUAAUCAGGACACUUAAACAUCUUCGGAUAUCGGCCUGUGAAAAUAUGGAGAAAAUAGUCGAAAGGUUCCAUGAUAACAUUCUUCUUGAAGAACUUCAAUUAUGGACAUGUCCAAAUCUUAAAUCCUUCCCGGAGGGUCUAUGCCACCUUACCAAUCUUCUAUCACUAUCGAUCAUAAACUGUGGAAGUUUUGUUUCCUUUCCAACAGAAGUGUUUCCAAGAAGCGCCUUCAACUUGAGGAAGAUAGAGAUUUCCAACUGCCCUAAUUUGGAGGGCAUCCCCAAAGGCUUGCAGAACCUGAACUCUCUUCAGGACUUUCAUGGUUUGGCGUCAUUUUUAGAUGAGGGUUUUCCCACCAAUCUAACAAGACUAGUAGUUUGGAAAGUCAAGAAUUGCAAGGCGCUAUUGGAGUUGGGAUUGCACAGACUCACCUCUCUUAGAGAGUUGUAUAUCAGUGGUGAAGAUCCAGAUUUGGUGUCCUUUCCACCCGAGGACAAGAUGACACCACCCCUGCCCAAAUCUCUCAUUCAAAUCGCAAUUGCCGACUUCCCAAAUCUUACUAAACUCAGCGAAGGCUUUCAAUUCCUCACCUCUCUUGAAUAUCUUGAAGUAUCUUCUUGUCCUAAACUAGCAUCAAUUCCAGAAGGGGGUUUGCCUCUUUCACUUAAUCGACUUUAUGUCAUUCAAUGUCCUCUGCUACAAGAGAGGUGCAAACCAAUGAAAGGUAGAUACUGGCCCUCUAUAGCCCACAUCCCUUGCAUAACUAAUGGAGGCAUGGACAUCCGGUUCUACUCCCUCCAAGAGAGCUGAUCCAGACUAAGCACAAGUGCACAACACAUUCUGCAUGUACUUAAAUGUUGUACAACUCCUUACACCAGUUACUAAAGAGGAGAUUACGAUGCUACAGCAAGCUAGCUAAUGCAGAAACUUCCAAUUUAUGAUGUCAAGACUUAUAAGCCACUGUUAGCGUGAGAUGGUACAUUGUUUCCCAAAUCCCUUAAACGAAGUUUGGAAAGGGAAUUCAAUUCAUUCCUGAAGGCUGCUUCCCUUGUUCAAGCACAACUUUUAGUCCAUCUAGGUCCUCGACUACAAAACAGAUGCAAAUGGAGUAAAGGACCAAAUUGGUCCUCCAUAUCCACAAGACCUUGAAUACUCGAGCAUCAAAUUCUCAUUCUGUUGUCCCAGUGAGCUAGGCUUCUGUCAAACUAUAUUCCAAAUGCAAAGAGGUAAUAGUAAAAUGUUCAAAGGUUGGAACCCAUUGCAGCAAGCUAAACUUAAGGGAGAGACUAAGAGAUUUGUGGUGUUAUGUUGCAUACUGGAGUCUGACGCUGGAUCUUUUUUCAGCCAUUGAUCACCGACAGCUGCCAGUUGAGACUCGAGAGUAUUGACAGGUAAUGAGAUCAUUCACAUGCUAGACGGCAAUGCUAAGGCUGCAUGUUGACUGUGGUGAGAUUUUGGAAGCCUAUAGUGAGAUUUCUCCGAACGAAUUUGAGAAAAAACAGGAGGCUUUAGUAUUGAUCGUGAUCGAGCAAACUUAUUUUGUAGAUGCAGUCUCUUGAUUGUGACGUUGGGUGUAGUUCCGGUCCUGUGCCUAAAACGAGACGGUAGAGAGAUUAUUUGGUAGUGUAUGAGAGAAAGAAUUUGUUUCUUAUCAUUGUAGUUUUUUCUCAUGAAACCUCGAACAAUAGCCCUUCACAGCUAGCUAGCUGCCAUGACAAUUGGAAGCUUCGUGGUACUUCCAAUUUCAAGAGCUUAUUUUCACUUAUCGAUUGUGCCUACAUCUGUUAAUUUGAAGGGUGAGAUGUGGUAAGAAAGAUCGUCAUCCGUUAU
This is a messenger RNA of Rosa chinensis, 4317 nucleotides long. RefSeq names its product putative disease resistance protein At3g14460. Gene Ontology annotation, molecular function: ADP binding. The record is from RefSeq and is a predicted model, not a curated record. The transcript is spliced from 6 exons. NCBI's taxonomy places the organism in Eukaryota, Viridiplantae, Streptophyta, Magnoliopsida, Rosales, Rosaceae. The coding region runs from base 25 to 3297 and encodes 1090 amino acids. Gene Ontology annotation, biological process: defense response to other organism.